Messenger RNA from Babesia microti strain RI, 912 nucleotides. RefSeq lists its product as hypothetical. The record is from RefSeq and is a predicted model, not a curated record. The transcript has 5 exons. Lineage: Eukaryota; Apicomplexa; Aconoidasida; Piroplasmida; Babesiidae. Bases 1 to 912 code for a protein of 303 amino acids.
AUGGAUAUGGGGAUGCGCCAAUCCUGUAUGUAUAUACGCAUACCCAGCUGCACCUCCUACCAAUACGUUCGCCCCAUUGCACUUUGGAUUUUAGGUAUUGGUGCUUCCGCAUCCCUCCUCUCUAGAUCAUCGCUCCUCUACGACCAUGAAGUGGCCCUGACGGCAGCAAAUUCUGUAACUAAUUACCUUCAGAUAGACCCUAAUGCCACCUAUAUAAGAGUAACCAGUGCCAAGAAGGAUAGUUUGGGUUUUUGGGCCAGGUCAACAUUACAGCUUAUAACCACUAAUAAUACAAUCGAUAUAAAAACUACACUAAAAUGCGAUACUUUUAGUGAAAAUCAAUUUAACCUCAUAAAUUAUGUAAAAGAGCCCUUUCUAAUCAAACGCCAUUUGAAGCAACUUUUUGGACUAUAUAAUAAGCAUAGCAAACAAAUUGGCCCAAUAAUAGAUUGUGAUAAAAGAUGGAAACUAGUAGAACUUGUAACUGACACUGAUUUUAAAAUGAGAAAUAAUGAUAUAAAUUUGGAUAAGCUUAAAGACCUACAAUUAUCACAGAUGGAAGAUGUUGCCGAUAAAAACAUUCAAAGUACCAGUAGAAUAUAUUCACUAUUGUUUGCAAUGACCGCAUCAAUCAUAGCUUCAGCUAUAUCUCUACUAAAACUCACGAUUUCAUAUCGUAGUACUAAGGAAUGUAUUAAAUUUGUAAACAAAGUGGCGAUUAAUUUUCAUAAAAAACAGACUUGUACUGUGAAACGGAAUGAAGGGGUUGUGAAAUCCAAUUAUUUCGAUGGAAAAGUAUAUCUUUCAGACAACACAUGUCUCAAAAUUGUUGCUUGUCGGCCAAAUGAGUUCAGCCACUUUACAACUCAUGUAUGCAAGUAUGAGGAUUCUAAUUUGCGCCGUAUAUGUUAA